AGCCCUAGGAAAAAGUUAAGGUGAGCUUCUGUUUGGUUGGAGAGAAAAAAGAGAGAAAAGAGAAAGGAAAAGGGGAAAACAAUCAUGAGAAAGUUCGAUCCGUGGCCAAUCUUCUUCAGGCGCGAGUGGAAUCGUAACUGGCCUUUCUUGGUCGGAUUCGCUAUCACUGGAGCUGUCAUCACCAAAUUUUCUCUCGGUCUCACUGAGGAGGAUGCAAAGAAUUCUCCCUUCGUGCAGAGGCACAAGAAGCAUUAAAUGCAAAUGAAGGGAGCUUAAUGGGGGUCAAUGCUAUCGGUACAGAGAUGGUUGCUUUAUUAAUUUUUUUUUUUUUCUUCCCCCCUCAAACCUAGUUGCUUAAUGUAUGCAGCCAUUAUUGCUGGAAUUCAAUAUGGUUCUUAACAUUGUUAUGGUUAUGGUUUAAUUUGUUGAGUAUAUGACGUUGCUCUUGGCAGUCUUUUGUCUUUUUGUGGAGCAUUCUGAUAUGCCUAACCUUUUGAUGGCUGAACAAUGGGAUCUACUUUAAUAAUAAAUUUUCAGGGAAUAUGGAGUUCUUUUUCUUAUUAUUA
Molecule: messenger RNA, 566 nt
Organism: Ziziphus jujuba (common jujube)
Lineage: Eukaryota; Viridiplantae; Streptophyta; Magnoliopsida; Rosales; Rhamnaceae
Product: ATP synthase small subunit 6, mitochondrial-like
Exons: 3
Coding region: 85-255 (56 amino acids)
Source: RefSeq, a predicted model, not a curated record